GCAUAAUUAAAUUCGACGCAAAAUUGAGGGAAGUGGUCGUUUAUCGACAGAAAUUAGCAGCGAAAUACUUUAAAAGAUUCGCGUUUAUAACGCUAGGAGCUAUUUUAUAUGUUGAAGAUCCAUUUUAACUAAAGUAAGUCGAUUCUGAUGUGAUUGUUUUGUAUCUAAAUUGUAACUGUUUUGCAUGGAGCCAUUCAGAGUGUCUCGUACACGGACAUCCUGUCAUCAAGUAUGUCAUGUGUUUUCUAUCAAGCUAUCAAUGUCUUGUUGCGUUCUUUGCCAUGAUUUGAAUGAAAUAAAUACGACCAUUAGACAAACAGACAGUUUAGAAAGGCAUUGAACGGACCAGAACGGUCAUUUACAGGCUAAAUUGUUGAAAGUUCAAAACCUUCAAGAGGCAUGGUUGAUAUUAAUGUUAUCCGUGAAGAAUGCUUUUUGGAUGAAAUUCUUGCUGAGCUGCCAAACAGGGUCACCAAGCCAACCCCUGGAGUAAAGGGAAAGAAUUUGAAGAAGAUUUUCCAUCAGUUCAGUGACUCGUUGAAGGACAUUCAACUGCAAUAUACUUGCCUUGAUGUAUCAAGUGUCGCCCUCGCAUUAGGAACAAAUGUUGGCAAUGCUUAUGUCUACCAACGGAAACACAGAAAGAUUUUGAAAAUCUCUUCGGAGACAAAGUAUAUUCCAGCCACAUGUAUCAAACUUGCUACUGGUUGCACCACAGUUGCAUUUGGUCACGAAUGUGGUACCUUUUCUGUGGGCCUGGUGGAUCCACCCAUACACAAGUCGUUUGACUCACUGACAGCUCAGGAUAUUCACCAUUCAAGUAUCUCAUGUCUUGAAUGGUCCACAGAUGGUCUCAUUCUGUAUGCAGGUGAUAGUGAUGGUAAAAUAUCCAUGUCUGUGGUCAAGAUUUCUGAGGGCAUCUUACAGACAGCAAUAAUUGUGACAGAGGAUUGCAGCGUUGUGCAGAUAUGUUACGGAGCAGAUUCACUUCUCAUAUCAACUAUGAAAAGAGCUGUGCUCUGGCUGUUUCAAAAUGAAAGUCUUGUCCAAGUUGGUGAGAAAGAACGAAAAACCUCAGGGAGAUUUGGAGGUUGUUUCCUUCCUGAAAAUAUCCAGGAACCAACAAAAAAACUUUACGCUGCUCGUCCAGGCCUCCGAAUAUGGACAGCUGGUAGUGAUGGAAAGGUCUCAUCAACCUCAGUUUUCAAAUCAUUACUUUCUGAAAAACCUCCUGUUAUAAGUACCUUGAUCGAAAACGAUAAUAAAUUCAGCAGCAAUGGACAGUUUGGUAAACUUCUCGUGUUCUAUAAUCAAUAUGUGUUAUCCUGGGACCCAAGCCAUAUUUGGGUGUUAGACCUCGACAUUGGCAAAGUCAUGGGUUGUCAUAGCAACUUGGGAAAAAUCCGUGACGUAAGCGUAAGUGGUCACGAGGUGUUUGUAUUGUUGAAUCAACGGGAGAGGUUUUUAAGAAGGUUUGUUCUGGCGACGGAACGAGUUCUUGAUUCGUCGUAUUUGGAUGCGGUCAAGGCUGGAGAAGAAGCGAUUCCCACAGGUGCUGGGAAACCUGGUUUCAACCUAGGUUCAGCGUUGAUGAAAGUUCCCUUUAUGAAUGUAAAGACAGAAGAUGGUACCAAAGAGUUUGAGAGCAAGGAUGCUGAACCUGAGGUUUCUGCUCCACUGGCUGGUGCAAGCAAUUCAAGUACACUAGAAGCUGCUGGAGCAACAAAAAGCGAUAUUUUUGACAGGAUCAAUGCGAUUCCUCUUGACGAAGGACCAGCUGAUAUUGUCUUCACAGCAGCCAAGAAAAAGAAGAAAAAGAAAAAGACAAAACAAGCAUCUCCGCAAGUUGAUGGGAGUGCGUCCACUGAGGCAACAGAAGAACCAGCGUCAAACACGACAGUGAAAGCAGCGGAAGAAAGGUUAGAAAAUGAAUCGGAAAUGACCUCAAAUCUUGAGAAAAUGUCGUUGGCAACACAUGUCGAAGCCAACGAAGAACUAUCAACCAUCUUGAAAGAUACUAACGCUGUCGUCUCAGAUACAAACGGCUUUCAAGCAAGAACGGAUGAUAAGCAAUCACGACAUGUUUUAUCCAAUGACACUCCAAACCAAGCAACGACUGAUAAGCAGGUUGUGGGAACUCCAUCCUUACCAGAAAAAGAUGAAAGCUCUUCGGUUGAUAUUCCUGGGAAAACAAUGGAAGAAUCAACGCGUGUCGAGACUAAGACUGAAACACAACCUACCACAUCAACACAACCUACAACCUUGGCAACACAGCCAAUAACAUCGACAAUACAGCCAAUAACAUCGACAAUACAGCCAAUAACAUCGACAAUACAGCCAAUAACAUCGACAAUACAGCCAAUAACAUCGACAAUACAGCCAAUAACAUCGACAAUACAGCCAGUAACAUCGACAACACAGCCAAUAACAUCGACAAUACAGGAGCAUGAAACUCAAUCAGCUCAGAAAACUGAGGCAACAAACGAAAUGAUCGCAGUUCAAGAAAUCCCGACAACAGAACUUGACAUUGCCACAACCAGUACUGACCCUCCCCAGGAAACCUCUCAGACAUCCCGGCAAGACUCGUCGGACUCUACCGACGUAUACCGAACCUCUACCGAUAUCCUCCGAUUGGACAGCCACGAGGAUGAUAGAUCAAAAAGCCCAGAAACCAUCGGUGACCAUAAAACAUCAACCACCCCACCAAGAGAGGACCACGUUCCUCUAGUGGCUGAUACCUGGUCUGGUCGUUCUCUGCCAACCAGCCAGCCCAUUGAACAUCUUGCCAUCUCUCAAAAGUACAUUUUCUGCAUAGACAAUCGCAGUCGCGUUUACUUCUCUGACCCCAAUACGGCGUCUUGCAGCGGAUGGGAAAAAGCAGACUUCAAAGCAAAGCAAAUCUUCGUGAAUUCUUCAUGCGAUUUUAUUUGCUGUUUGGAGAACGGAAAGGCUUUCGUUCGUGGGAAUAUUAGCGAUGCAAGCCCGGUGGGUACGGCUUCGUUUCAAAUCCUGGACCAGGUUUCCAUGGUUACAACGUGUUCUCGCUGCAUUUGGACGCUGACUGUGGAUAAUACGUUGAGAAGGGCGGACACAGCGACGUUGGGAAAAUUGAAAACUGAUAUGAAGCCUUCGUGUUCCACGUGGAAGAUCGAGGACUCGCGGGAGAAUCUUGCUCAAAUUGCGUGCUAUGAGAAUGUGCUGUGGGGUCGCACACGUGAUGAAACAGUCCUAGUAUAUCCAGGACGUUCCGGUGGCAUCAAAACAAAAUGGGGCGAGGAAGAAAAGAAAGCAAAAUGGCUUCACAUGAGCGAUGACGGCACGGCUUGGAUCAUAACACCUGACGAUCAGAUUUGGUUUAAACCUCACGUGACCACGUCGUGUCCAGCUGGAGAAGUCUGGUACCAAGUCACUCUGGGUCAGUACAUCAUCGACGACCCAACAAUGCUGGAGUCAACUUUCAAUUUCUUCGCCUCAGUUGGUUCAGCGUACCGGAACGCUCGUACAACAGAAUAUCUUCGCAAUGCUGCCAAAGGAUUUCUCCAGUCAACAAAGGACAUGGCUUGCUCGUUGUUCAAAGACGGAGGAACGCCCAAGCAGAUAUUUUGUAACACGCAGAGCGGGCUUUGGUUGCUGGAUACGAAGAACGCCUUGCACGCAUGUCGCGGCCAAGCGACCGGUGCAUACUGGGAUAUUGUCUGUCCAGCUGGCACGGCACAAUCUGCCACGUGGUGUGAAGUAACGACCGGGCUCGCGGGUUAUAUUUGGGCAAUCCAACCGAACGGGGAACUGACGUGCUUUCAUCCCAAAGGUUCGAGUUAUAAUGUCCAGUCUCCUUCUGAAAGGCUGCAGUUUGACUUCAUGAGGGGCUCGCCCCAUGGUCUUUGGUGCCUCAUGUCCGCGCACAAUUCCAAAGCCUACAUUCGUGACGGAAUCUCAGAGGAUUACCCUCAAGGCUUUGCUUGGACCUCGUUAUCGCUGAAACAUCAGGAGGUUAUUAGCAUUAAACAUUUCAGCGUCGGGAGGAUAACAGUGUGGGCUGUGGAUAUGAGUGGACAAGUGUGGGUACGAAUUGGCAGCGUUGGCGGCGAUGAAAGUAGCGCGCUUUCCCAAGCUUGGCUUCCGUUGGAUAAUCCUGAGAAUAUCGAGUUCGCCAGUGUCGAGGUCAACUGUAAAGAUUUAAUGGUCUGGGCGGUGGAUACCAGAGGAGGUGUUUACGCCAGAGACGGAGUGGAUGAGAACUAUCUUGUUGGCCAGCAAUGGCGGGAAGUUGAAGGGGUAAUUUUAAAGAGUAUUUGUCUCAGUUCUUAUCUGGUCUACGGCUUGUGCACGACUGAAGAAAUCGUCUGCAGAUUUGGCGUAUCGGGUGCGAAUUGUAUUGGAGAUUAUUGGAAGAAGCUACCCGGAUGUUUUCCAAAGAUAUCCGUGAACAGCGCUGGAGAGUUGUGGGCCAUUAGCCACGAGAAGAAGUUGUAUGCUCGUAAGAUGAAGUAUUUAGCGUUCCAAAGAGGAGAACUGGACAAUAUGAAGAAGAGUUUUGAUGGCAAUUUUGAGAGCAGCGACCAUGAUGAAGGGAAUGGUGACGAUAACGAGGCAGAUUGGGAGUUAUUGUGAAGAACUGAACGUUUUGAUGUUGUGAGAAGAAAUAUAGACGUUUAAUGAUCGGUUAGAUAAUGAUUAAGAUGAAAUUUAACUAAUGCAUUGACUGUGUUCUGGUCAUGAACAGAAAUUAACAGAAUGUUUAAUGUUAUGUUCGAAUACUUUUCAAUGAUGAAUGUGUGUGUCAUGAAACAACAACUUUAUAUAGCUUUUACAAAUUCAGUAUAUCU
This is a messenger RNA of Dendronephthya gigantea, 4826 nucleotides long. RefSeq names its product tectonin beta-propeller repeat-containing protein 2-like. The transcript has 12 exons. Gene Ontology annotation, molecular function: protein binding. NCBI's taxonomy places the organism in Eukaryota, Metazoa, Cnidaria, Anthozoa, Malacalcyonacea, Nephtheidae. Bases 400 to 4611 code for a protein of 1403 amino acids. The record is from RefSeq and is a predicted model, not a curated record.